GUUGGAGCUCAGAGUACGAGCGUAGUUCAGGGGAUGUGAUCAGUCAGGGCUGAGUGCAGAGCUGCACACAUAUAGCAGCAGCCCAGAAAGGCACAAGGAGCCUUCUCCUUAAAUGGUCAAAGCUCCCAGGAGUGAAAGAGAGGCUGGCGCUGAACAAAAAAAAAAAGACAGGGAACGGAGGGGAAAGGAAAAGACGGCCAGGGAUAGCUGGGUUUUUCUUUGAAAGAAUCUAGGAAUGACAGUUUGACUGAGGGAAGGUCCUGCCGGUUUUAUGUGGAGUUGCUAAGCAGUGGUGGUGGUAUCUCUCACAGAGAACAACAGAGCUGUGACGACCCCAAGGCGCCCUCCACUGAUGACCACAUACCAAGCCAAGUCCAAUAUUCAGACUUUAUCCCAGAUCGAGAUCACAACAGCACUAGUUGUGAUGGUCCUGCAACUGUAUUUUUAGGUUCCAUCCCGCCCCCAUCCCUCGUCCACGACGCGUAUGCCCCUCCUCUCACCAUCCCAUUGGAAACAGUCCCUCGGUUUGGCUGUGAGAAUCCAGCUCCUGCUCUCACCGACGAGGAUGUAGCAGGUCUCAGAUCGGAGCAUCCUAGUUCCCGUGACUAUUGCCGGUCAGAUGCCAAAGACUGUGGUAGUGGAUUAACCUCAUCACCUGAAGACUGUGGGAAUCAGCCAUCAGACCCAGGAGGCAAUGCUGGUAGCAAAGCAUCUGAGCCAGAAGAUAGUGGGAGGACCAACACAUUAAAACCAACUCUUGGGUGUGAUCAAGAACACUGUGGGAGUUUCCAUUCUCAAGAGUUUCCGACUGUUGUAAAAAUAGGCGCAAAUAAGGAAGGAGGGAACCACAAGUUGUACUGCUUUCCCUGGGUUCAGACUCAACAGUCAUUUGAGGACUCCCCAACACAAACCAAUCCAGCCGAGAGCCCGUUUGUUUCCACCCGGACACGGCAUCGUGCACCGCAAUCCCUGAUCAUGCCUGUCCUCCCUGAAGAAGAUGAGGAUUCUCCCGAGGAAAUUGACAGUUCUUCCAGCUCACCUAGCACAUGUUUUGUUUUUCCAUGUAGUAUACACCAUUGGAAAGUAGAGCCGUCACUAUGACCAUGCCUGCUCCCACCAUUGUCUUCCCAAAGCAAACGACUGUGACCGUGGUUCAAACGGACAGCCGUCCUCUGGAACAAACCAGACCACACAGUCCCAGACCCCGCCUGUCCCGGAUCUCCAUCGGAGGACCAAUUACUACAGUGGACAGUACAGGCAAUGUGAUAGAUCUGGUGAAAGACCCUCUGCCUGAGCUGCAGCUCUCUGAAGAAGACCGCCAGAAGAACCUAGAGCUACUGGAGGAAGCCAAGAAAGUCAGCGACCGCUUUCUGACCCGCAGGGGCCGAAGGUCCACGUGCAGCCUCUCAGAGUCCCCCACAGGUCUCUCACCCAAUCAAACGCCGUCGUCUUCACCGGUGCCGUCCAGAAGUAGCUCUCUUACCACCGCCCCUCAAAUACCCGUAGGCACUGAUGUGAACCACUCCCCCUCAUCGCCUGUUAGCCAGCGACUGGAGGUUCCAUCUGCGGGGGACCAGGCUAGUACCAGUACACCGGACCAGGAGAGCUCCAGAAGGCUGGUGGACUGGAAGCCCAAUGAGAAGCGCAAGGUGUCCUCAGGCACUCUGGUUCCCCGUCACACUGGUCCACCAUCACCCAGGGAGCCUAUCGGGGGCCAAAAAGAGAACUGUGACCCGAAAGUAUCAGCUAAGAAAAGCCCAGUAGAGGGUCUGGUCAGAGCCCCAAGCCAGGCCCCUGCCACUGGAGUGGCCAAGCCUGUCCCUCGGCCCCAAACACAACAGGCUCCCUGCACGGCAGAGAUCAAGACCAUCGGAGCCUUUCCUCCGCUCAUGAGAGCAGUCUCCUGGGACACUGUCGGAACCCUCAACGCCCGCAACGAGGCACCAAGCCUUCCCCCUACAAGUGAAGAAAACUUCUCCUUCCAAGACAAGACCCGGGAUGUCCUGCUCAAUUCUUCUGGGUACAAGGACUUCCCUGUACAACCUGUGAACGUGCAAAAACUGUCCAAAAUAAGAGAGGAGCACAAGCUCAUGCGGAACCAAAGUAUCGUCGGGUCAAUGUUGCCUGACUUGAGUGAAACAGCUGAACAGGAACGAGGUCCUUCUCCGUUGCCCUCUCCAGGGUCUCCUACAGAUGAGGAGGCUAAGGAGAAGUCAGAUGCCAUGCCCAAUAUCUCAGACAUCAUGCUGAGGAAACUCAAACUGCACAGAGGGCUUCCAGGCUGUGCACCUCCACUCACGGAAAAAGAAGUUGAGAAUGCAUUUGUUCAGCUGUCACUGGCGUUCCGGAAUGACAACUACACCCUGGAGACACGGCUGAAGCAGGCGGAGCGAGAGCGGACGCUGACCGAGGAAAACACAGAGAAGGAACUGGAAGAAUUCAAAAACUCUCUCAAGUGCACAGCACCACAGUGGAGUAACAUGGAGCAGCGGGAGUCCUAUCAGAGGCUCAUAGAGACCGUGGCCGUACUGCACCGGCUGGCCACCAGGCUCUCCAGCAGGGCAGAGAUGGUUGGAGCAGUGAGACAGGAGAAACGUAUGAACAAGGCCACGGAGGUGAUGAUGCAGUAUGUGGAGAACCUGAAGAGGACCUAUGAGAAGGACCAUGCUGAGCUGACGGAGUUUAAGAAACUAGCCAACCAGAACUCCAACCGCUGUUAUGGCGGAUCCAUAGACACUGGAGAUGACGGAGUUCCACGACCGUCCAGAUCCAUGUCUCUAACCCUGGGAAAGGCUUUGCCCAGACGUAGGGUCAGUGUUGCAGUUGUCCCGAAGUUUAAUCUACUAAACGUCCCUGGUCAGACCCCGGUCAUGGCAGGGCCCGGUCCCAGCGUUGCCAUGGGACCCAGCCCCCAACCCGCCAUGGGCCCCGCACUUCCUGUCCUGUGUGAAGGAAACAGUAUGAAAAGCAAUCUGUCCACUGAGCCCACACAGCCAGCUAUAGCUGAGAGCUUGGCAGAGCAGGAAGCUGAGCCAUCGGCCCUAGCCAGGCCUGCCUUCAACCUAGAGGAGAUCAGAUCAGAGAUCAAGGCACAGAUCGAGGAGGAAUCCUACAAUAAAGGCUACCUUGAAGGAAUGAAGAGAAAUAAAGAACUCAAAGAAGUGAAGGAUGAGGAGAAAGUAGAGGAAAAGCCACUGGAGUUAAAAAAGAAGGAAGAACAAAGAGAAAUUACCAGAAAAGAAAAGACAAGCAGUAAGGUUGAAGAGGUCUUAGUUGUCCUUGAUUGGCUUUGGCCCAAGAUUUUCCGUCGUAACCGACUCUGGAUUGUUCUUACACUGUUCCUGGCCACAUUUCUGGCUGUCGCUGUUUUCACAUACUUUAAUGAUCGCUAUAACAACCAUGGGGACAUGUCAGCUGAAAAAUCCAUGGUCCAGGGCAAGAAGAAGAUCUUUGGACUGAAUGUAGGAGUACAGCCAAAAAAUCCUGCUGCAGAAUAACAAAAAUCCUGUCCCAUCCUUCUCACCAUCCAUAGACUAUUUUUCCACACAGGAAUUCAACUUGAAUAUAGGGUUAUAAAGAUCUAGGGUUUUGGAAUUUAGCUUUGGGAGCAUUCAUAGCAUUUCUCUUUCAUGGUUACAGAGGAUAAACCUUCUAAUGAUCCUGAACUUUAUAAAGGUAUAUUUAUGUUGUGUUAGGACAGCUGCCAGAGUGCUUGUGAUGGUGAAAUAUGUAUGAUUGUUGCUUAGGGACCAAGUAUAAUAGUGUGAUGAGCUAUUUUCUUAUCUAUAUUCUAAACACAGGAUUGUUAUCAUAUCUUGGCCUACUCUAAGUGUCCUCCUGGAGGAGUGAAUGUGGACCCUUAAGAGAAAAUGUGUGAUUAAUGAUGACUUUCCUAAGACCAACGCCACAGUAUACCUGUCAGAAAAAUGUACGUGUCCAUCUCUCUACUGUUGCUGUGUGUUCAUUCUCUCAGGUCCAGUAAGAUGAUGUCCCCUGGUGAUAUUUACAGACAUAUUUAAAGAGAUUUAAAAAAAAAAAAUCUGUAGUCAAAUCUAUAUCUAUAUUUGUGGUAUUUAAGCAGAGACUUUGUGAAAAUCUAUAAUACAAGCACAUUCCAAAGUAGUUAAUCAAGUGCAAUAUUUUGCAGUUGAUUGUUCUUGUUUGUGUUGUUUUUGUGUUGGUUUGUAUCUACUGAGCACUGAAAGAUUUCCUCCCCCUACAAUAACACGUUUAGACAGCAUGAGAUGUUUUUUUAUCUUCUUUGCACAUGUGUGUCAGUGUUGUAUGGUUGGUUUUCUGUUGUGUCACCUUUGCCAUUAAAUAAAGGUGCCUUGAAAUUUGCAGCA
Esox lucius (northern pike) is the source of this 4346-nucleotide messenger RNA. RefSeq names its product murine retrovirus integration site 1 homolog (gene irag1). NCBI's taxonomy places the organism in Eukaryota, Metazoa, Chordata, Actinopteri, Esociformes, Esocidae. The record is from RefSeq and is a predicted model, not a curated record. The transcript has 24 exons. The coding region runs from base 1098 to 3497 and encodes 799 amino acids.